Varanus komodoensis (Komodo dragon) is the source of this 4777-nucleotide messenger RNA. It is a transcript of the gene OTOA, whose product is annotated as otoancorin. NCBI's taxonomy places the organism in Eukaryota, Metazoa, Chordata, Lepidosauria, Squamata, Varanidae. Gene Ontology annotation, biological process: cell-matrix adhesion. Gene Ontology annotation, cellular component: cell surface. The coding region runs from base 1 to 3309 and encodes 1102 amino acids. The transcript has 28 exons. The record is from RefSeq and is a predicted model, not a curated record.
AUGGCUUUGAAACAGGAAGAAGUUAUAGCUGGAAAGUAUCUACAUGCUCUCCUUGAUAUGCUUCAGUUCCAAAGUACGCACAUGUGGACCACAGAUCUCCUCAACAAAAUUGUGAUUUAUUUCCAUUCUCAGAAUUACGUAAUGACGUAUAGUAACCUACAGGUAUCCAUAAAAAAAUAUUUGGAGAACUUCUUAUACCAUCCCAAAGUACUUUUGGCAGAGUUUCAACAGAUGAAUCAACAACAUUUUCAAGCUGCGAUGAAAUAUCUCUUUGGCAGCAAACAGAGCUAUUUGGAGUUGGGAAAUAUAGUUAUUGAUCUGGCUACAAUAAGAGAGAGAAUUUUCCAAAGCCCGGGAGGAAACAGAACCUUGUUCCUAAUUACGCUGGAGAGGUGCUUUCUGACACUGAACCCCGUGGAAUGUGUCGACAUAUUAAGUCAAGUCCUGCGGACAUCUUCCAUCUCCUAUCUCCAAAGCCACGCGGUAACCCUCCUACCGAGAGACCUGCAGGAAGAUGCUUUUCGAAACCUAUCAACAGUAUUCAAAGAUCUGUACGACCGAAUGACUGCAAAUGCACAACGGGCUCUGUAUCUCUGGAUGACGCAAAUCCUACAGAAAUUCCACAACACCAGUGGAAAUGAUACUUCAUGGGUUAGUGCAGAAAGCAUGUGGAUCCUUGGAAGAUAUAUGGUUCUUCUCCCUUUAGAAGAAAUCAAGAAGAUUAACCCAUAUGAAAUGAGGCUUUUCAUCAGUUAUGACAAUGCGACAAAGCAGCUUGAUACUGUGUAUGACAUCACGCCCGAUCUUGCACAAGCUUUCUUGGAAAGGAUAAAUGCAUCAGGAUUUGAUAUGAAAAAUACAUCUACUCUCUAUAGAUUGGGCUUGUUGGUUUGUUUUUACAAUGACCUGGAACAGAUAGAUGCCAGUGUGGCCCGGGCUUUACUUCAUCAAAUGAUGAAAUGUAACCAGCUGAGAGGUUUUCAGGCUGAUAUUCAGAAGCUCAAAUCUCAGCUUCUCAGUAUUGCCAUGCAAAACCAGACGUUGAACGACACACUUGGCUCACUCUCAGAUGCAGUUGUGGGACUGACAACCCUACAGCUAGAAUCUCUCUCACCCGAGGCUGUGCAGAAUGCCAUCCAAACAUUAAACCAAAUCUCUGGAUGGGCCAAAAGCCAAGUCAUGAUUUUAUCGAGCAAAUAUCUGAUGCAUGAAAAGGUUCUACUGUUUCAUAAUAUUAGCCAAAUGGGUGCUUUGGUGACUGGCAUUAGCACUCACUCAUUUCACAACAUGAACCCCAAAGAACUCGCUCAGGUUAUCAGAGGCACGCUGGCUCAGCGCAUGUCUGAUUUAUCACCUGCACAACAACAUGGGAUCCUUCGGAAGCUAAUUACAUCCACAGAGCUGUGGCCAGUGAUUACUGAUCUACAAGGAGCCUUUUUCAAAGAGGUGUCACUUUUUGAUUUGUGGAAGGAGGAAAGGCUCAAUUCUUCACUCGUGAAAGAAAAAGAAUUAAGGCCAAGUCAGGCCUUGUAUCUGUAUGAUGUAUUGUCAAAGAAGACUCUGCCUUCUGACCUGUUAAGCAUCACCCAGCUACUGAAAGGAGUAACCUGUUUGCAGAUUGAAAAUAUGAAUGCGAUCUCUUUUUUAAAUACUUUCAGCAUUUUUGAGAAGAAUCUUCACUUGCUUUCACCUUAUCAGAUUAAUUGUUUGGCCUGGAAGUUUUGGACCGUCUCCAAUGAAUCGGUACCUCCCUAUCUCUUAACAGCACUGCCUGUUGAGCAUCUGGAAUCCAUAAUAGGAUCUCUUUGUGUCCCUUUUGUGGCCAGCCUGGGAAAAGUUGAACUAGAUCAUCUCAUUAAAAAUAGGCAGAAGAAAAAAGCAAUUCUGCAAAAAGUACAGGACUGCAUGAACGGCUCAGUCGCCGAUGAAUACGACAUUGACUUGCUCGGAAGCCUCAUUUGCCAUCUGCCCGCAGCAUUCGUCUGUGAGGGGAUAUCCCUGGAAGCCGGGGCAACAGCCCUCGACCGAUUUCGAUCCUGCCAACAUCUCGGCUACAAUCAUAAGAUGGAGAUUAAACAUAGACUGAUGGAAUUGCACGGAUCCCCGAGAAACUGGACAGCUGAAACAACGCAAGACAGUGGACAAUUUUUAGCUCUUUUGCCAAUAGCUGAACUAAACAUCCUUAUGGAAAAGUUUCCUGAUAUAAUCUCAGAAGUGGCAUCAACGACAUCAGGGCCAGUCCCUCCUUCUGAAGAGCUCCUAUUGGCCCAUUUUGAAUUUGUUCGCAAUGCCAGUCUCCCGAUGAGAACACCUGAUUCAGCUCCAGAGUGUACUGACGUCAUGGCCCCUUCUUCAGAGGAGAUUAUAAAAUUAUUAGAAGCAAACGUGUUUUGGUCUGUUCAGGAGCUGGUCUGCAUGGAUAUGGAUACUUUCACCAAGACGGUGGAACUCCUUGGCUCUGUAGGGCGUUUCAGCCUGCCGCAGCUUGUUGCACUGAAAGAGAAAGCUAAGCAGGUUUGGGGCCCGCUGGCAAGCUGGAAGAGUUAUCAUAUUGUUUCCCUCGGACGCAUCGCCGUGGCUCUCAAUGAGACUGAAAUUGGAGCGCUGGAUCUGAGUUCUGUCGAGAGCAUCACUGCUCUUAGUCAGCAAACGGAGUGGAAUCCUGAACAGGCCAAAUCUAUUUUAGAAGGCUUUCUGGAAGACUCGGGCCAAGUGAUAGAAACCCUGAAGAGGUUUGAUUUGGUAGGACUAGGAGCUAGUCUUUGUACUCUGAACUCCUCAGAGAUUGCAUCUAUAAAUGCAACUGAAUUCAGUGCUGUUGUUGCAAGACUUGGCUCCUUGCCAUGCAGCACAAACGUUCUGAAAGGAUUUAAAAGGAAGGCAGAGUCUGUGUUUGGAAUGGCUACAGAGUGGAACAGAUCUAUUCUGCAGGAGGUUGGUGCCAUUGCAGCUGGUUUUAAUGAGAAAGAAUUAAAAACUCUCAAUAAAGAAUUGAUGCCUUAUUUCCAUCCAGAAGCAAUAAAACGAAUCCCCAGUGAAAUAUUCAAAGAACUGUCUCCGGAGCAAAUAGCACACUUAGGCCCUGAAAACGCAGCCGUGGUAACAUCCUCACAGCGCCAGCGCCUAAACGAACUGCAGCUGCAGAGCCUCGAGCUGGCACUAGAUGGAGCCAAAAUGAGCAUCCAGAAAGUACCACUGGGGGAAAGUACAAUCAGACCAACUUACACGUCUAGCCUGAACGGUGCUUCUUUCCCCUGUAAUUCAAGACUUUGGUGGCUUGCUGUAUUCCUCAUUCAUCGCGCAUCCUGAAUCAGUAACCACUGUUAGAGGUUAUGAGGUCUGCAGCUCGAAUGGGAAGAUAAAAGAACAUUCUUUUGGAAGUCCCUGCUGAUGGUAAAGGAGUAAUAUUUUGCCUUCUCCAAGAACUGCAGGCAUUUUGAGUCCCAAGAAUGCAUUUGAGUUAUAUUUUCUAGCUUUCUAUAACUAUUGCUAGAACAUGUGUUUUAUGGCUGUUGAUUGCUCUUGAGGCAGUACAAAACCAGAUUAAAAAGAUGUAGAAGAAUAUCCUUAGCUUUCAGGUGCAAACAUUAGGAGAAUGUACACGUAUGUGUUUAAAUUCUUAAAUUGCUAGCUCAUGGGAUGUGACCCACCCAGGGGCAAAGUGCAUGUUUAAAGAACUUUGGCUGUGGUGCAGUAUAGAAAUAAUGAUGGUGAUGCUAGAGAUGUAAAGAUACAAGCUGCACAGGGUACUGCUUCUGCUGGUGUCCCUUAGUAGAACCUGUCCCAUAAUAUGUCACACAGAAUCUGCAAGCCACUUGCUGACACAGGGCUCAAUCCUGUGCACAUUUCCUCUGAAACAAUCAUUUUCCAGUCAGCUGCAAAAAGCUACCCUCUUCGAAAGCCAUCUCUUGCACACACUUACAUACGAAAAAGCACCAUUGAAAGCCACAAGACUUAUUCCUGAACAGACAUGUGUAAGAUUGCAUUGUUCAUGAGAUACUUACCAAUAAAAAUUUCCUAAUUAAAAUAUGAUUCACAGCUAGUACUGAAGCUUUAUCCCCAUUUCACCCUCCAUCUGCUCUUGGCCCCAGUUCAGCCUGCAUGCUCUCUCUUCCUUCCCACACUAAUUUUCCUAGGCCUCCUUUCUGCGCCUCUUGAUCUCAAGUCCCCUCUGCAAUCACCACUCCCCUCACCACAACUUGCCCCUAAUUUUGCCCACCCUGGCCUGGAUCCAGAAGCACGCCGGCACAGCGAUGGGCUGUUGCGUAUGUGCUCUGCGCCUUCCCCACAGCAGUGGAAAUGAGCCUGAAAUCAGGUUUUCAGUUCUCUCGGAAAACUUUCAGUCAGUGCUUCUGAAGCGGAUGGUGCUGCAAGGGGUACAUGUCCUACAUGCGCCAAACACAUGAUUCGCAGUGUGCCACGGGUUCCAUCCUCCAGCAUCACUAGGUAGGGCUGGGAGAGACCUCUCUCUGCAACCUUGGAGAAGCAUCGUUGUCAGGUGUAGAAGCUACUGGAGUAAAUGAGCCAAAGGUUUGUUGCAUUAAGGCAGCUUCGUAUGUUUCAACCUAGGAACUGAGCAUAAUCCAGCUUGUUGUAUGCAGAUUUUGGGAAUAGGGUGUAUAGUACCUUUUUGCAAAUGUAAUUUCAAGUCUAGUUGAAAUUCAAAAGCCUGCUUCCAUCUUGGUGAAUUGGGACACCUAGUGCACAACAGAAAAAGCACCUACUGGGAAGUGUAGGUCUAAACUUGCAUAGGACUGCGUCUCCAAUUAGAUUAGAA